AAAUGGGUUGAAAUACAAGCAUUUUGAAGAGGAAACAAAUAUAAUGAACCGAGUUAUCCACAUUUCCCUCCAAUAAAAAGUUAGUUGGUCAACAAAAAUCAUACAAAUAAAAAUAUCUGCAACUGCACCUAAUAGAGGCUAAAAACCUCGACAGUGGACAGUGAUACCUCUCAUCUUCACCAUUCCCAAAUCCCCCUUUUUCACUAACCCUAACCCUAAUUCCUCUUCCAUGGACUUGCUUUAUUCACCAAUGGUCAAAUGCAUUUCGCCUCCAUUUACUUCUUUCACUCAUCGACCACUUUCACUCAUUUCAACCAAAUGUUCAAAUGGACGUCGAUUUUGGAAGAUGUGUUCUGCUUCCACUUCAGAUAUACUUGUUGAUGGUCGUAAAUCUCUUGAAGUUGCUAGUAAGAAAGAGGAUGAGUAUGGGGACUUGAAAUCUUGGAUGCACCAAAAUGGACUCCCUCCUUGUAAAGUUGUUAUUAAGGAUAGGCCUUCGAAUAAUGCUAAGCAUUUGCCUAUUCACUAUGUUGCUGCCAGUGAAGAUCUUCAGGCUGGUGAUAUUGCUUUUUCUGUUCCGGAUUCUUUGGUGGUAACGCUUGAGAGAGUUUUGGGAAACGAGACAAUUGCGGAACUCUUGACAACAAACAAAUUGUCUGAACUAGCCUGCUUAGCGCUUUAUCUAAUGUAUGAGAAGAAACAAGGAAAGAAGUCGUUCUGGUACCCUUAUAUAAGAGAACUUGAUCGCCAGAGGGCAAGGGGCCAGCUAUCUGUGGCAUCACCACUUCUGUGGUCAGAUGCAGAACUCGAUUACCUGACAGGGAGUCCUACUAAGGCUGAAGUUUUGGAGAGGGCUGAAGGGAUCCAGAGAGAGUACAAUGAGCUUGAUACUGUCUGGUUCAUGGCUGGAUCACUAUUUCAGCAAUACCCAUAUGAUAUACCCACUGAAGCAUUUCCUUUUGAGAUCUUCAAGCAAGCUUUUGUUGCGGUGCAAUCAUGUGUUGUACAUUUGCAGAAAGUUAGUCUUGCCCGAAGGUUUGCAUUAGUUCCAUUGGGACCACCAUUAUUAUCCUAUUGUAGCAAGUGCAAAGCAAUGUUAGCAGCAGUUGAUGGUGCAGUGCAACUGGUCGUUGAUCGCUCGUAUAAGGCAGGAGAUCCAAUUGUUGUGUGGUGUGGACCACAGCCUAAUUCAAAAUUACUCAUUAACUAUGGGUUUGUUGAUGAAGAAAAUCCGUACGACCGUCUUAUGGUGGAGGCAGCAUUAAAUACAGAUGAUCCUCAAUAUCAAGACAAGCGACUGGCUGCUCAGAGGAAUGGUAAACUAUCAGUGCAAGCUUUCCAGGUAUGUGUGGGAAAAGAAAGAGAGGCUGUGUUGGAGAUGCUUCCCUAUUUGAGGUUGGGAUAUGUUUCAGAUCCUUCAGAAAUGCAAACUGUCUUAUCAUCUCAAGGCCCUAUUUGCCUGGUGAGUCCUUGUAUGGAAAGAGCAGUUCUUGACCAGCUAAGUGACUAUUUCAACGCAAGACUGGCUUGUUAUCCGACCACUAUAAGUGAAGAUGAGGCUUUGUUGGCUGAUGCCGAUUUGGAUCCAAAAAGGCGAGUUGCCACACAGCUUGUCAGGUUGGAAAAGAAAAUUCUAAAUGCUUGUCUGGAAACUACAGUGAACUUCAUAAAUCAAUUACCUGAUCACUCUGUAUCUCCGUGUCCGGCUCCUUUUGCUCCAAUAUUGAAAUGAUAGAGAUUUUGGAUGAAUCGUCAUUUAAAAGCUGUGGAUAGAUUGAGCUUUUUUUUCAAGUGUAUUGAUACUAGGCUAAGUGCCAAUUAGACUGCUCAAUGAGGUGGAACUUAUAGGCAGGGUAGUUUAAAGUGACAGAACAAAUGGAGUAAUCCAAAAGGAUAUAAACAUUAGCUGUGUACAAUAAUGCUGGCAGUUCUAUAAGAUCCAUCAAAGAACAAUGCUUUCUUCUCUUCAUUGUCAUUCUCCUUGAGCCCCUAACUGUGUAUUAGCCUUCUUUAUCUUCGCCUACUUUUUUUCCCGUUUCCCUCUUUUUAGUUCACAUUGAGUUUAGUGCUGGUGCAUUUAGGUGUAUAAAGAGAAGAUUCUUAUUUGAUGCCGUGCAUCAUUGUGUUAGCCAUCUAUGUGAUGUUAACCAUUCUAUGUAAAUAUCGUUUUUGAUGUACCA
Capsicum annuum is the source of this 2180-nucleotide messenger RNA. RefSeq lists its product as uncharacterized. The transcript has 13 exons. Gene Ontology annotation, biological process: peptidyl-lysine monomethylation. Gene Ontology annotation, molecular function: protein-lysine N-methyltransferase activity. NCBI's taxonomy places the organism in Eukaryota, Viridiplantae, Streptophyta, Magnoliopsida, Solanales, Solanaceae. The coding region runs from base 230 to 1732 and encodes 500 amino acids. The record is from RefSeq and is a predicted model, not a curated record. Gene Ontology annotation, cellular component: chloroplast stroma.